AUGACUAGACCCCAAACAACCCCUAAAGUUGUUUGCAGAGACAUUACUCAUAGCCUCAAACAUUUUUUAGUUAUCUUUAACAAUAAUGGGUUGGAUUUUCAUUCUUUCUUCCUUUUCACUUCUAAACUCAAGGGUUCACCUUUUUUCAGGAUCAUAUGGCAACGAAAUCAUGGAUUGGACAUACUACGAAUUCUCAGAAAUCAAAAGGAUCGGAAAAAACAGAGUCGAGAAGACAAGCUGAAAAUCAUUCCAUCUUGGAAGAAAGAUCUUAUUGAGAAGAAGAAAAAAAGACCUUUGAAUCCUGUCAACGGCAUCAGUGAUGUAUUUAAACGCCGAGCACAGUCAGGAAAUGAGUCUCCUUUCACACAACAAGUGGUCAAUAAUGGACCUUCCUCCCCGGGAGCCAUGAGCCUCACCCGACGUAGAUUUUCGCCGUCAAAUUCGUUUCGGACCCACCAAUCAUCAGGGAUGUAUGCUGGCAGGCGUUUGAUCUCUCCCAACAUCUCCAGUGACUUAACCAGCAACAGUGAGUUGACAAGAAAGCGAAUUGAACGAGUGCAGAGGGCCCGACUUUAUCUCUUGCAACUCACUGGACCCAACUCAUUCCUCAUAGGUGGAGAUUCACCUAUGCAUAAAUUCAAAGUGAUCAUUGGACCCCAGAAAUGCAGCUGUGGUCGUAGUCCCCACUGCGUCCAUGUUCUCAGUUUCUCUCUCUCAUUCAAUUCUAAUUUUUCUCACUCUUUCUUAAUCUCUCUCUCACUCUCCUUUGCACACCUGCACUCUCUCACUUUCUCUGUAAUCCAAUUUUCUUUUUCUUCAUUCAACAAUUUAUUCCCUCAUUUCUAUAUUUUUCUUUCUCUCACACUCCUUUACCUUUUUCUCUUACCUUCUUUUCUCUCUCUUUUUUCACUGUUUUUUCUCUUUAUCCUCUAUCCAUUCCCUCUCUAUAUGUUCCUCUCUUCAUCACCCAUCUCUCACUUUCUCCCUCUCUUUCCUCAUUGUUUACUUCCUUGUGUUUUCCUUUCUCCUCAUACCUUUACCACCACCUUUCCGUCUGUAGAGAAUUUAUUUCGAAUGUACAACGACAGACGAGAAUUGCUUCUUGUCAACAAAGAACGUUCCAAGAAACCACUGAAAAAACAGAUGGAAGAAAAAACAGAGAGUUUACAGGAGAAACUUGCUGUUCCAGCUGAGAGUGACACUGGGAGUUCCAAAGAUGAUGAAGACACGUGUCCAAUUUGCCUUCUUGAGAUGCUAGAAGGAGAGAGUUUAGUUCGGUGUUUGAAUGGUUGCCAAAAUCGGUUACAUCAUCACUGCAUAAGUGUUUGGUUUGAGGAGUGUCAUAACCAAAGCCCCCUAAUAUGUCCUAUAUGUCGGACAAAGUGGAAAAGUAAAAUUGAAGAUGACAAUGAAUCUAGUAUUGGCCAAGGAGGUUCAUCCUCUCCAUUGAUACCUGAUGAUCUAAGGCUUCCCUAUGCUGAACCUAUCCCAGCAGAACACAGAGACACGGCACGGCCUUGGAUACAGAUUCUUGGAGAAGAUCUCGUAUGUUGCUUAUUUUCAAGAAACUGGUCUAUACGAGAAGCAGCCCUGAAACAUUUAAGCCGAGAAAUGGUUUCUACUUUGUUGCGUGGUGCAGGUGAAGGUCGAAUGGGAGCAUUAAUCUCUUCAUCCCAACAAACAGCUACCCACCUAAUGCUAGAAUGUUGUUGCAGUGUUCUUGCUUUCAUGUGUGCAGAUCCUGUAUACAAAGUUUUUAUUUCAUGUUUGAAAACUUUACGAGCCAUGUUGUCUUACACACCAUGUCGAGAUGAACAACAGAGAAACCGACUUCAGAUCAUCCUUAAACCUGUCAUUGAAGCAAUUAUCAUUAAAUGUACCGAUGGUAACAGACGAACUAGUCAGUUAUCUUUAUCUACAAUGGUGGAGUUGACCAAGGGACAAGAUGGCGAAUUGGCUGUGGGACGAGAAAUUGUGUCUCCUGGAUCUGGAGGACUUGGAGGAAUAACUUACAUCUUAAAGGUUGUACUGGAGGAAUACCAAGCUAAUACUGUACCUUGGCAAUGGCUACUUGGCAGGCUUUAUGUCUUGGACAGACUGUUGGAAGAGUUUCCUGGAGAAUUUGUUGGGGAACCUGAACCCCAAUCAGAAUCAUCUGGGGAAGAAAGCAACCCUUUACCAUCUGAAAACACAGAAGGCUGUCGUAUUAUCAUUGUCGCUCGGUUUGCUGUAUAUGCUGUUGGCAACAACCAUUCUCGCAUUGCAAAAAUUGCCCGUCGAAUUUUUUUCAUCUGUGUCAAAUUUAGCGCUGCCCAGGAUGAGAUUGUCAUCCAACUGAACAACUUGCUUGUGACCACAGUUGAGCCAAAAUUAAUGCGGCCAAUGCGAAAGAAACUGGCUCGUAUAGUGGACAAUUUGAAGCUCUCUGAGACAGUUAAGGAAGUUCGACGGGAUUCAGAGAGCAGCCAGAGCACCAGCUGUGUUGGGACCUCAGCAACAGCUUCUCCAAAUGAAACCCCACUGUCUACACCUCCAAAUUCCCCAUUCCCUCCACCAACAAUGGAUCCACCUCCUAUGCUUCGGUGUCCACCACCAAUCGAAAAUAAUAAUGAAAGUUCUUUUAUAUCACCUCCCCGGCUUGAUCAGGAACUUCGCCCUACCACCAUAUCAGUGACAUCAAAAACGGUAGAAAGUUUCCCAACGCCACCAUAUACCCCUGAACAUUCCGCAUGUAGGAUUGCUGCAGAAAAUCACAAUAAGAAUGGAAUUGCAAGUAACAGCAGCCUGGGUGGAUCUCCGCAACGUUUGCAAAAUGUAUCUGUGAUGUGUUCAGUGACCCUGGCUACAAGUGACCACUCUGGGGAGUGUACAGUGGAAGAGAUCAGAAGUAUUUUGGAAGAUGGCAAAAACGGUCAACAGAAAGACCAUGAGUGUGGGGGGGCUCGUAUUGUGUGUCAGACCAACAUCAACAACUGCAGCAACACCAACCGAAGCCGGUCUCACAUGACUCUACAAACAUCGACAGCGACAACGACCACUUCGUCAUCAUCCUCAUUUUACGACAGUCAUCAUAUGUGUUCUACACCAAUCGCCAACACCUCUAGUCAUUCAUCAUCGACAUUGUUAACAGAAGACCUGUCUGAUUUAACAGUCUCUCCACCCGGCAGCAAUGGUCCUUCAAUAUCAUUCAAAACUGAAAUUUCUACGCCAAAGGGUUCACCUGCUAGUACUGGAGAACAAAAACAAGCUGGUCCUGAUCAAUAUUGCUGCAAGGAAGAGGUUGAACGUGAAGAAGCUGUGGCGUUGGCAAAAGCCUUGGAAGCUUCUUCCAAACAGGAGCCCUGUCCCCUUGUGCCUGGUUUGACUCCAUCAGACAAAGAAGAGGUUAUAACUAUUCGGAUACAACCAGAAGGAACAAAUCAACUGACUACAUUUGAAGGUCAGCUGACCAGCACUAGUAGAAGCAGUGGUAGCAACAGCAAUGCUCAAUUGUACAUGGAGAAUUGUCACUGGGUUCGAAGUCAUCUCCUUGGGACUGGAGCUUUUAGUAGUUGCUACCAAGCAAGGGAUGUAAAAACUGGAACCCUCAUGGCUGUCAAACAGAUUUCCUUUUGCCGUAAUACUGUAGAAGAACAGGACAAAGUAAUUAAGGUUGUGACGGAAGAGAUUCGAAUGAUGGCUGAACUUAACCACCCCAAUGUUGUUCGGAUCAUGGGAGCCACACGGCAGGGGUGCCAUUUUAACAUGUUUGUGGAAUGGAUGCCAGGCGGAUCUGUGGCAAACCUUCUGGCAAAAUAUGGAGCCUUUUCUGAAACAGUUGUGAUCAAUUAUACCCACCAAGUCCUUCGGGGACUUACUUAUCUUCAUGAGAAUCAUGUCUUACACAGAGAUCUCAAAGGGGCCAAUCUGUUGGUGGACAGCACUGGUCAGAGAGUUCGUAUUGGAGAUUUUGGAGCUGCAGCCCGGUUAGCAUCCCAGUCCACUGGAGCAGGAGAAUUUCAGGGACAAUUAUUGGGAACAAUAGCAUUCAUGGCUCCAGAGGUUCUCCGAGGAGAGAGCUAUGGUCGAGGUUGUGAUGUCUGGAGUGUUGGCUGUGCAAUGAUUGAAAUGACAACAACUAAACCUCCAUGGAAUGCCAAUGACAUAUCAAACCAUUUGGCACUCAUUUUCAGGAUUGCCUCUUCUGUAAGACCGCCUCCAAUACCUGAAAAUCUGUCGCCAGGUGUACGGGAUGUGAUGCUGCGCUGUCUGGAAGUGAAAUCCGAAGAUCGUCCAUCAGCAAAAGAGCUCCUUACACAUCCUGUUUUCAUCCAACAUCUCACCCGGUGA
Acanthosepion pharaonis is the source of this 4329-nucleotide messenger RNA. The record is from the annotation of a GenBank genome assembly. Lineage: Eukaryota; Metazoa; Mollusca; Cephalopoda; Sepiida; Sepiidae.